GCUGUUGCAAAAACCACGCGUCGGACCAAAAAUUUCCAGGGAUUUCUCCAUCGCCGUGCAACUGUCCUACCGGCCGCCGAUUUGAAAAGUCGGCGGAUGGAUGUGGCAACCGCUGGGAAGUCCGAACACGGAAGACAACGCGAACUGGGAAUCCGUCGUCAUCGCCGUCGGCGACGAAGGAGCGCCGAGUUGACAGAAGUCGGCAGGUCCGCGAGAAGAAAGCGCCAGCGAAAGAAGAAGGCGCCUGGUCCGUUACGCGGAAGGAGGAAUAGAAGUAGAAGUAGAAGUAGAAGUAGAACAACGAGCAAGCCCGAAGCGUCGCGACGCUACGCCACACCGGCGACUCAACCCACGAAACUACCCGCGAAAGUUGCUUCCAUCUCGCAUCCGCGUUCGUCCGACUCUUCCGUCGCUGCCAUUCGCGCUGCCUUGCCGCCUCGCUGCUACCAACCCUCUACGAUCGGUUAGCAGUUUCUCGUGCCUCGUGUCUCGUGCCUCGUGCCUUGUGCUUCGUGCCUCGUGCCUCGUGUGCCGUCUCUCGUAAACGAGAAACGGGAGGAAAGAAAGGAAGGAAGUGUGCUCGAUCGAAUCCUCUAUAUUUUCUUCCGAUCGUAAACGGUGCGUGCCAUCGAAUUUUGGUGAUCGUCGUUUCAUUGGAUACGGUUCUGUUCGGAGAUAGUGCGCGCGCGCUUCGAUAAAUCGUGUUUCGGCCGAGACGAGAUCGCGCGUUUCCUAGUGAAUAGUGGUGCUCUUGUUCGCCGUUUCUCCGUUUCUCCGUCUCUCCGUCUCUCCGUCUCUCCGUCUCUCCGUCUCUCCGUCUCUUCGUCUCGCGAUAGCGAAAGUCGGUGAAUCGGAUUUUGCCAAGACGAAAAUAUUGCUGGUCGCAAGAUGAUGCUUCCGCGGACGCUGCUGAUGGUGCUGUUCUCUGUGCUGGCCAAGGGAGCGCCGAGAGCCUCGGUCAUUUACGCGGACGACAAAGUGCAAAAUUACCUUAUGAAAUUUGGAUACCUGCCCCAGACGGAUUUGGAGACCGGAAACCUUAGGACCGACGAUCAGCUCAGGGACGCCAUUAAAAAUUUACAGAGAUUCGGAGGCGUGGCUGUAACCGGCAGCAUCGACGAGGCUACGGUAGAAUUAAUGAAACUUCCUCGAUGCGGACUUCCGGACGAACCGGAUCCUAGAUACGCGAGGAUGAGGCACAAACGCUACACGAUCCACGGGCAGGAGUGGCCGCGUCGGAACUUGACAUGGAGCCUGAGAACCGAACAACCGAGCGGCCUCGACACCGGCGGCGUCCGUCUCGAACUGAGCAAAGCCCUCGGCCUCUGGGCGCGGAACUCGAGGCUCACCUUCCAGGAAGUGAACAGCGACCGAGCGGACAUCCUGGUGUACUUCCAUCGCGGUUAUCACGGUGAUGGAUAUCCUUUCGAUGGCAAGGGUCAAAUCCUGGCGCACGCUUUCUUCCCGGGCAGAGAUCGCGGCGGAGACGUUCAUUUCGAUGAGGAAGAAAUAUGGCUGCUGCAGGACGACAGCAACGAAGAAGGGACCAGUCUUUUCGCGGUGGCCGCGCACGAGUUCGGCCACUCUCUCGGGCUGGCGCAUAGCGCGGUUCCCGGAGCGCUCAUGUACCCGUGGUACCAAGGAUUGAGCUCCAAUUACGAGCUGCCGGAGGACGACAGACACGGGAUUCAGCAGUUGUACGGUGCUCCCGAGGAGAAGCUGUGGGCCAAUCUACCGGGUGGCCCGCCGCCUCCGGAACGUCCUACGACGCCUAGAACGACGACGACGAGCGUCGGGACGACCUACAGACCGUGGAGAACGAGGCCGACGAGGCCGAAUCACUACCCGAACGACGACCGACCCCGUCGACCCGAUCAUCGCUACCCUCAAAAGCCGGAUUACAGAACGGAAAGGCCGGAGGAUCGACCUCAGAGACCUCACAAACCUCACAGGCAUCACACGACAACGACCACCGCCGGCACCACCGCCGGCACCACCACCGCCGGCACGACCGCCAGGACCACGACGUACACGCAAAGACCGAGGCAUCGAUGGACGCCGACGCCGAGGGACGACGUGCCGGAUAAAUGCGACACCAGCUACGACGCGAUCAGCAUUAUUCGCAGGGAAACGUUUGUGUUCAAAGGCAGGUACCUCUGGAGGAUCGGUAAUCGUGGAUUGUACGAAGGCUACCCGGCAGAGAUCACGCGAUUGUUCAAUUUGCCCGAAGAAAUCGACCACGUGGACGCGGUGUACGAGAACCCGGACAAGAAGAUCGUCUUUUUCAUCGGGAAAAACUAUUACGUUUUCAACGCUAAUAAUCUAGAGCCCGGAUAUCCGAGACCGUUAACUUCGCUGGGACUUCCCCAAUCGUUGGAGAAAAUCGAUGGCGCCAUGAUUUGGGGGCACAAUGGGAAAACUUACUUUUUCAGCGGAUCCAUGUAUUGGAGGUUCGACGAGUCGGUUAAAUUUGUGGAACUGGAUUAUCCGAGAGACAUAAGUAUGUUCGCCGGUGUUGGGAACGAUAUCGAUGCUGUGUUCCAAUGGACGGACGGCAAAACGUACUUCUUCAAGGGGAAAGGUUUCUGGGAAUUCGACGACUACAGGAUGAAAGUGGCUCACGAAAGACCGAAACCGUCCGCACCCUUCUGGAUGGGUUGCCCGCGAGAAUUAGAAACGAACGACGUCGAGAGCAGUUACCCGAGGAAGUCGAAGAUCACGUCUUCGAGCAUCGCGUCGACGCUGCCGACACCGCUCUCUCUCGGGUUAUUGUUUAGCAUAUUGUUUAGUAUACUUUAGCGAAUAUUUAUAAACUGUGAUAUUUAUGUAAAGCCGCGUACGAACGCGAGCGCGUACGCGCUCCGGUCUGCGCGCGCUGCCCAAUUUUAACGCACUUCCCCCUUAUACCGAUAACGUACGAUCGAAGUAAUUUUAAUAAGACUAUUUUUAAAUAAUUUUAAUAUAUAAGAUAAUUUUUAAGUAAUUUUAA
Megalopta genalis is the source of this 2989-nucleotide messenger RNA. RefSeq names its product Matrix metalloproteinase 2 (gene Mmp2). Gene Ontology annotation, biological process: proteolysis; collagen catabolic process; extracellular matrix organization. NCBI's taxonomy places the organism in Eukaryota, Metazoa, Arthropoda, Insecta, Hymenoptera, Halictidae. Gene Ontology annotation, molecular function: zinc ion binding; metalloendopeptidase activity. The record is from RefSeq and is a predicted model, not a curated record. Gene Ontology annotation, cellular component: extracellular matrix.